Mya arenaria is the source of this 2523-nucleotide messenger RNA. RefSeq lists its product as uncharacterized. The transcript has 2 exons. Gene Ontology annotation, molecular function: ubiquitin-protein transferase activity; zinc ion binding. The coding region runs from base 140 to 1822 and encodes 560 amino acids. NCBI's taxonomy places the organism in Eukaryota, Metazoa, Mollusca, Bivalvia, Myida, Myidae. Gene Ontology annotation, biological process: positive regulation of DNA-templated transcription. Gene Ontology annotation, cellular component: chromatin; nucleoplasm. The record is from RefSeq and is a predicted model, not a curated record.
ACUGGAUUUACUUGUAUUGCAAGUGGCGUUAUUUUUUUCGAAGGACAUUGGUGAUGAGGUUGGAUUUCAAUUUGGACAGUUAUGUAUAAUUGCAUGGUGGAGUUAAUUACUACCGAGCUUCUACAAAAGUACAAAAAACAUGGCAACUGGAGGAUCAUCCAUUUACAAGGGAUCUGACCUGAUUCAUGACCUUAGUUGUUCCAAGUGUGAGGAAAAUGACUUGAACACGGAAGCCCAGCACUUUUGUCCAGAGUGUGAACACCAUCUGUGUAACAAGUGUGUGAAAAUACAUGAAGAGUAUUUCAAAAAGCAUGCUGUGUAUGGGCGUGGAGACUUACACAAGUGGGCGACGUUUUCCAUGGACAGAUGUGACCAACAUGGCAAAGAGCUGGAGGUCCUCUGUGAUGACCACCAGGAACUAUGCUGCAGUGUCUGUGUAUCACUCAACCACAGGCUGUGCAAGAGCAUUAGUCACCUGCCAGACCGUGCGAAAGGCUUCCAUGAGAAAGCAGAGUUCAGACAGCUGUCAGCAGCAGUGGACAAGAUGAGGAACAGGCUGGAUGAGAUGAAGAAGGCAGGAAGAAAAGACCAAGCUAAACUUAAGGACUCAUAUAAGAAGAUUGUAGCUGAAAUCAAGUUUCUUCGGAAAGAGAUAGAUGCCAUCCUUGAUCAGAUUGAGAAGGCAACAAUAGAGCAACUAGAUAAUAUGAUUGGAGAUUUGGAAAAAGAUGUCAACGAUGAUGUUGUGAAAUGUGUCAAGAUGAAUGAUCAAUUGAAAAACAUGAUGGAAAAGAUCAACCAAAUGAUUGGAAAACGCAAGGAGACAAACGCAUAUAUUGGAUACAGAAAAUGUACAGCUAAGUUAACCCAGGCUGAUAAUCUGAUAGGUAAAAUACAGAGAAAACCAAAGGAAGAAAUACAGUAUGAAUUUGACAAAACCAUUGAGCCAUUUCUCAAAAGUCUGAAGACAUUUGGCUUUUCUGAGGUGAAAGGUUCCGAAGCAAAUAAAAACUGUGCAUAUCAGGUCGUAAAAUCAACGCAAUAUAAUGUUAGAAUGAAACAAGAGACAGAGUUGUGUAGCAUAACAGGGAUAUGUGAGUUGCCUAAUGGACCCAUAGUCAUCUCAGAUGGAGGAUCUAACAGUUCAAUCAAACUUCUGAACAGCCAAUUUGAAGUCAUUGAUCACUUUGAUCUUCCUGGUCCUAAUGACUUAUGUAGCAUUGCAGCCAAUGAGGUAGCUGUGGCAGUUGGUACUGAUACAAAGAAAGACGAAGUACAAAUUAUCAAAGUUGCUCAGGGGAGACUUCAGAAAAAGAGAAAGUUCACCACAGAUUAUAUUUGUUUUUCUAUCGCUCACCACGAGAACCAGCUGUAUGUGGGCUCCAAGACUGCCCUGUACCAGCACACCAUGGAUGGUAGGCUUGUUAAGAAGAUCCAUGAAGACAAAUCUGGAAAGUUGGCAGUCGUCAGAUGUGCAGUAAGUCCUGAUGGAGAGAUCAUAUAUGUUUCAAACUUUGAUGGAAAUAAAUUGAUAUCACUGGAUAGAUGUGGGCGAGUGUUAUCUUCAUUCACAGAUCCUGAACUACAAAGUGUAUCUGGACUAUGUGUAAGCCCGAGUGGCCUAGUGUUUGUUUCUGGGGGUAGUUCAGACACUGUCAUUCAGGUGGACAGUGAGGGUACAAAAAAGCUGGCCACCUUAGCCAGAAAGGCUGAUGGCAUGAACACACCAAUAGCAUUAUGCUUAGUUGAGAACACAUCCACUCUUGUUGUUGGUGGACAGAAAGAGGAUGACAUUGUUGUUCUUCAGUUAGGGAAAAUUUGAGAAAAGGAGAUUAUCAUACGAAAAUAAAAUACUAAAAAAAAUCAAACUUCAGAAUUGAGGAAAAGCUUAGUGGUUUAAGAUUGACCGUUAAAAUUGUAAUAAUUAUAUACUACAAGUAACUCCUGCUACUGUGAAUUUUUGUUGUUAUCAGUGAUGAUUAAUGAUUUGGACAAGUUUUGUUGUUGUGUAUACUUAUAUUAUUUUAUCACUAUCACCAGUGUCUUAGUAAUGCAAAUGUCAUUGACAUCCUUAUCGUACUGAAUGACUAUGCGUUAUGUAAUGCAUUUAAUGUUUAUGACACAUAUAAGUUUUUGAUAAUAAUUUAAUUGUCUCCAAAAUGAAUAAGAAAUGUGCCAAGUAUUAUUUCCAAAUGCCCUCGGGUUGGAUUAAGGUCAAUUUACGGAAAAUUGGAAAACAAUCUUGGCUAAGAAUGUUGUGCAGUGAUUAAUUUGGGAAAAACAUACUGUAGUAUUUUGGCCUGUAUUUAGAUAUCAAAAAUUUGAAUGUGUCAAAUUUCUUGAAUGCUAAAAUCAAAUUGUUGCAUUGUGGUGUUUCUUCUUUUAUCACGGACCUAUACAGUGUAGUUCCGUGGCUUAGGAAAUGUAAUUUUCCUUGUAUUCUUUUGGAAUUGUAUGCAAACUGCAAAAAAAUAAAAUAUUCAUGUUUUGAGUUGAAAUUAGUUGAUGAAUUUGGAAAUUGCG